Molecule: messenger RNA, 1308 nt
Organism: Paramecium octaurelia
Lineage: Eukaryota; Ciliophora; Oligohymenophorea; Peniculida; Parameciidae
Source: the annotation of a GenBank genome assembly
AAAAAAUGAUGCUUUAAAAUGAUAAAAUCGUAACGAUAUUGCAUAGAUAACUCAAAAUUCUUAAUCUUUUAGGAAAAGGAAAUUUUGGAACUGUAUGGAAAGUUGUGGAUGAAAAGACCAAAGAAAUAUUUGCAUUGAAGAUAUAAAGUUAAUUAGAUGAACAUGAAUAGGAGAUUUUGGUAAAUCUUUCGUAAUUUUCUCACAGAAACAUUGUUAACAUCCUAGGUUUUGAAAAAAUUAAUGAUCAAUGUUUCUGUAUUCUAAUGGAAUGUUGUAGUGAAAACUUAUUUGAGAGAAUAUAAUCAAAAGUAUUUGAUCAAAAAGAUCUCAGAUACGUAUUAGUAAGCAUAGCUGAUGGAAUAAAAGCUUUACAUAAUAAUACAAUCACACAUAGAGAUUUGAAACCAGAGAACAUUAUGAUUAAAGUUAUUAAAGACUCUAAGAAUCCAGGAUACACAUAAAAUAUAUAUAAAAUAGGAGAUUUUGGUUUAUCCUCAAAUAAGGAUGUUAACCAAACAAGUUAAGUUGGUACUUGUUACUACAUGGCUCCUGAGGUGAUUAGCAAUCAACCCUAUACUAAUUCGGUUGACAUAUGGUCUUUAGGAGCAAUUUCAUAUGAGCUACUGACAAACAGGCCAUUGUUUGAAGGAAAUUCGUAAGAUGAUAUCCUAACUUAAAUUAUUAAUUUCAACACAAAAGAAGUCUAUGAUGUUUUUCUUAAAAAGAUAGAAAUAAUUUAAGAAGAUGAAUACCAAUCUCUAAUUAAAAAAAUGUUGCAAUAUAAUCCGUAGAAUAGAAUCAAUAUAGAUGAAGUUGUAAGAUAAUUGAGAAAUAGAUAUAGUAGUCCUCCAAAAAUUAUGCCUUUAUUUUAGCCUAAAAUCGAAACUCCAAAGAUAUUUUAAUAAUAAUUAACAUAUGGAUAGAAUCAAACUAAUAAAAUGCAGAUUCAAUUAUUAUUUGAAAAAAAUAAGUUUAGCACACCAAAACUCGAAUAGUAAAAUAAUAAUGAUGUAUUAUAAUACUUAUAAUUAGAAAUCAUAAUAAGCAUUUCCUUAGAAGGUCUAAUAGAAUGUUUCUGGUUUUCAAUUAUAGUAAACUACAAUAAAUUAGCAGAGUUCACUUUAAAGUCCAAGAGAUGGUAAAUAAGGUUAAAUAAGUUGGAAUACGAACUAAGCAUCUAAUAUAAUCAAUAGUCCCCAUUCUCCUUAACGUUUGAAUAAUUUUAAUAUUGCACCUAAAAAUGGCGAAUUUAAGAAACCAGAUAAUCAAGCAAAGCCAGUUUUUUAAAAUAUAUAAAAAAAAAAAUGA